Metarhizium album ARSEF 1941 is the source of this 1497-nucleotide messenger RNA. RefSeq names its product peroxysomal citrate synthase. Gene Ontology annotation, biological process: tricarboxylic acid cycle. Lineage: Eukaryota; Fungi; Ascomycota; Sordariomycetes; Hypocreales; Clavicipitaceae. Gene Ontology annotation, molecular function: acyltransferase activity, acyl groups converted into alkyl on transfer. The coding region runs from base 1 to 1497 and encodes 498 amino acids. The record is from RefSeq and is a predicted model, not a curated record. The transcript is spliced from 2 exons.
AUGACGGUCAAGGCGCGAUCCCGUCAGUCGCUCACGGUUGUUGAUAACCGUACUGGGAAAAGCUACGAGCUUCCAAUCCAAAACAACUCCGUCUUGGCCACCGACAUCAAGAAGAUCAAGGCGCAGCCGCAGCACGACCGUGCCGAGGAUGAGACCAGCCAGGGACUCCGAGUCUAUGACCCGGCUUAUAUGAACACAGCUGUUGUCCAAAGCAAAAUAACCUACAUCAAUGGUCAGGACGGAAUCCUCCGAUACAGAGGGUAUCCCAUAGAGCAACUCGUCAACAAGAGCAGUUUCCUCGAAUCCGCAUUCCUGCUCAUCCAUGGCGAGCUGCCGACCGCCUCUCAGUACCAGAGCUGGCAAGACGAGGUCAUGCACCACACCUACAUCCACAGCGACAUUGAAGGCAUGUUCAAGUCUUUCCGUUAUGACUCGCACCCCAUGUCCAUGAUGACAUCUGCCUUUGCAACAUUAGGUGCCUUCGCACCGGAAGCGAACCCGUCUCUCCAAGGUCAGAAGUUGUACACGGAUGCUGCGACGGGAAAUCUUGCCGCGCUCCAGGUCCUCGACAAGCAGAUCCUCCGCAUCAUUGGCAAGGCGCCAACGCUCGCUGCUGCAUCUUAUCGUAUGCGGCAGGGCCGGCCGUUCAACCGGCCCGCGCAGGGUUUGUCCUACACAGGCAAUUUUCUCUACUUGCUCGACCACCUAUCCGGACACGGCUACCGCCCACACCCCGUCCUCGAGAAGGCUCUGGACGCCCUGUUCAUCAUUCAUGCCGACCACGAAGUCAACUGCUCCACGGCAACCGUCCUCCAGGUCGGGAGUUCACUCGUGGACCCCUACAGCGCCGUCGCCGCAGGAUGCGCUGCCCUCUAUGGCCCGUCUCACGGCGGCGCGUCCGAGAGUGCCAUUCGCAUGCUGAUGGAGAUUGGAUCCCCCGAGAACGUGCCUGCCUUCAUGGCCAAGGUUGAGAAGCGACAGCGCGUCCUCGUCGGAUUCGGCCACCGCGUCUACAGGAACGUAGACCCGCGAUCAAGGGCAAUUCGGGAACUUGCAGACCAAGUCUUCGAGGUCACCGGUCGCAACAAGCUCCUCGACACCGCACUCGCUCUGGCCAAGCUUGCCGGAGAGAGUGAGUUCAUGCGCAGCCGACACCUGUAUCCUAAUGUCGACUUUUACUCCGGUCUCAUCUAUCAGGCCAUGGGAUUCCCGCUAGACUUCUACCCUGUCUUGUUCGCGGUGCCUCGAUGUGUCGGCUGGCUGGCCCACUGGCGCCAACAGAUGCUCAACCCGUCGGGCGUCAAGAUCUGGCGGCCUAGGCAGCUGUACAUCGGUGAAGGACAGAGAGACUAUGUCGAGGUGGAGAAAAGAAAGCAACGGCCUGCUUCUGGAGCUUUUGAUGCCCCCGCUGAAGUCAGCCACGGCGGAGACAGCAAGAGGAACAAACUGGCGACUUACAUGGAUGAAAGGGGUCAUAUACUGAAGCCGAAGCUAUAA